AUUCAUAUCCAUUACAAUGAAGUUCUGCAUUGCUUUAGUGGUCUUUUGCUUCGCCUUGCUAGGCACGGUGAUGGUCAGUGUGCAGGCGAACCACGAUGAGGACGUGGAGCAGGCGAAGGAAAUGCUUCGUGGACUGGCGGCUGAGUGUAAAACCAAAGAAGGUGCAACGGACGACGAUGUAGAUGGGUUUGUGAACGAUAAGAUGCCCGAUACGCGUACCCAGAAAUGUUUGGCCGGUUGCAUGCAGGAGCAGUUCGGUAUCUCGAACGGGAAAGCGUUCCAGGAGGAUGGAUUCAUCGAAAUCGCAAAGAUGCUCAUGAAGGGGGAUGAGAAAAAGAUCGAACUUGCGCGAGAGAUCGCUACCGACUGCAAGGAUGUAACGAACGAAGAUCGGUGCGAGCUAGCGCUGGACAUUAUGAAUUGUUUGAAGGAUUCGGCCGAAAAGCAUGGCGUUGAGCUUAAGCACUAGGAAAUAGGUUUCUCAUCAAAUCACACCACACAGUAACGAACAACGAUGAACAACAACGACGGUAACUCGAACUAAUGAACAAAAGAAACUGCAUGAGAGUUCCUGAAGUAAACGAUAAAUUAUCCGUACAAAUAUUAAUACAAAUCA
Anopheles moucheti is the source of this 616-nucleotide messenger RNA. Its product is annotated as general odorant-binding protein 19d-like. The record is from RefSeq and is a predicted model, not a curated record. Gene Ontology annotation, biological process: sensory perception of smell. Gene Ontology annotation, molecular function: odorant binding. The coding region runs from base 17 to 469 and encodes 150 amino acids. NCBI's taxonomy places the organism in Eukaryota, Metazoa, Arthropoda, Insecta, Diptera, Culicidae. The transcript has 2 exons.